AUGGAAUUUAAUAAUGCUGUACUGAUUGAACUGUAUGAAGCUAUCUAUGAUUUAAUCCCUCCAAUACAAUUUAAGAAUGAAGUGCUACAGCAGCGUCAUACUCGAUGGAAAAUCCAACGGACUAUUAACGAGUGGGAAAAAAGAGUGAAUAAUUUACUUGGUGAAGGAGGCAAGGAUGGCAAUUCUCAGAAUAUUCAGAGGUUCUCAACUGAUGAAUUAGGUUCAAUUCAAACAGGUGAUUGUGCCAAAGCAGAAGCGGCUAAAGACAUCAUCGAUUCAGCUAUUUCCAAUAUUUCAACAUAUAUUGACAUCAUUAUGAAACAACGGUCAACUUUAUUUAACAAAGAAAAUAAAGUGAAGUCAUGGAAAGCUAAUGAAUUGAAAUUUUAUGAUGAUAGAAUGACUGACUCAGAAGCCAUGAAAUGCAAAUUGGAAGAGUGCCAAACAAAGCUAAUAACCAACAUUGGCACCCUAAAAAGAAAACUUUCACAUGUUAAUGAUGAAGUCGCUGAGAGCAAAAGAAAGCGUAAGCGACUGCAAGAAAACAAGCGAAAAGCAGAAGUGAGAAGAGAGAACCGCUUACAGGCAAAGGUCAGUGAAGUUCUGAAAAUAAUUACAGAUGGGAAAGUUGUAUUUGAUGAUCUUAAAUCCCAGAAUAUCAAAAUUGUGAAAGAUGAUUUAUGCCCAAAGAAAGAUCUUAACCCAAGGUAUCAUCUGAAAGCUUUAAGCCACUUGAUUGAGAAUAAGUGGUUUGAUGAUGAUGCUUUGCCCGUAGCACAAGGUAUGUUAGAUGCACUAACACAUGCACAAACAGGAAUUAAUCUCAGAAGCAAAUCAUAA
This is a messenger RNA of Paramuricea clavata, 840 nucleotides long. NCBI's taxonomy places the organism in Eukaryota, Metazoa, Cnidaria, Anthozoa, Malacalcyonacea, Plexauridae. The record is from the annotation of a GenBank genome assembly.